Physcomitrium patens is the source of this 3246-nucleotide messenger RNA. Its product is annotated as granule-bound starch synthase 2, chloroplastic/amyloplastic. Gene Ontology annotation, molecular function: alpha-1,4-glucan glucosyltransferase (UDP-glucose donor) activity. The record is from RefSeq and is a predicted model, not a curated record. NCBI's taxonomy places the organism in Eukaryota, Viridiplantae, Streptophyta, Bryopsida, Funariales, Funariaceae.
GGGGUGGGCGAUGGGAUUUUUUCCGCCGGGGGAUGAUUUCAGAGCCUCGCGAAGCUGGAUUUUUGCGGGUGUGGUGUGGCAUGUGCGAUUGCGAAGGAGUUGUUGGAAUAGGACCCACGAACGGGAGUUGUUGCUGUUGUUGCAGUGUGGGGCGCAAGUAGAUGCGAUCGGAAUGUCGCCAUAGAAAAAACUGCAACGGGAGCGCGUGAGGCGGCCAUCGCGAGCCAGCAAUUGGCGGAGAGUUAUGUGUGUUUUUGGUUGUUGCAAGUGGAGAACGAGGUUGAGACCCGCCCGAGCCUUCGAUUCACGCGACUGUGGUGGGAAUGUGAGCUGAGAAGGGUGAAUUUUCGACGUCGGGGAAGGGGGUGAGAGUGUGGUGAGUCGCGCGUCGUGGUUGGAAGUGGUUGUGGGUGUUUUGAAGAUUGAUCGGGCGGGGGGUGGGUGGGGUGGGGAGAAGAGGGAGAGACAUGGGGGUGAGUGUGGCAGCAGCGAUGCUGGAAUGCGUAUUAGCCUCGGAGCCGUCGUCGCGGAUGCUGUACACGACCUCGCAAGUGAGAGUCGCCAACGCCGCGUCUGGAUGGAGGUUGGCUUGCUUUCCGAUGAGGGAUAGGAACAGGGGUAGCGUGGGGCGCUGCGAUGGUGGGGCUCGGAAGGGGAGGCGUCAGAGGAGCGUCGUUAGGGGUGCGGAGGUUGAGGAGCAAGGGCCCUCGGGUGUUGGAGAGAAGGACAGAAGUGUGAUUUUGGAAGAUAGCAAGAAAUUCCUGGCAAUGCAGAAGGAUUUGUUUGACCAGAUUGAGGAGAGGCAGAGCUUUUUCUCUUCUUCGUCAGACCAGUCUUCAGCUAGUGAUGGUACCGAACAAUCAAAUGUACCUCCAGCUAGCACUUCUCAGCCAACUGAAGAAGCUGCCGAUGCUUCCACUAGCACACAGACGGCCCCUUCCUCAUCAGGAAGAUCUCUAGCAGCCGCAUGGCCUUCACCGCCUCCUUCGAAAAGGUCUGGAAGGUCUGGGCGUGCUGUAUCUCAGGCAUAUACACCCCCAAUGACCAAUAGGCCUGUUGCGCCUCAGAAAGAAAGCACAGAUUUCCACAGUGAUCAUGGUCGUGUGGGUAACAGUGUCAAUGUAUCGGAGAGGCCCCAACCAGCUAAGACCGAAGCUGCGGGCCCUCUCGAACUUGAAAAACCACCUCCAUUGGCUGGACCCAAUGUCAUGAACAUCAUCAUCGUUGCUGCGGAGUGUGCCCCUUGGUCUAAAACAGGGGGUCUGGGAGAUGUUGUGGGUGCACUUCCUAAGGCGUUAGCUCGGCGAGGUCAUCGUGUGAUGGUUGUGGCACCUCGAUAUAGUAAUUAUGCCGAGGCAUGGGAAACAGGGAUACGAAGGAUUUACAAUGUGUCUGGACAGGAUAUGGAGGUUGGAUACUUUCAUUCUUUCCUGGAUGGUGUUGAUUUUGUUUUUAUCGACAACCCUAUUUUCCAUGCAUAUGCCAACAAUAUUUAUGGUGGAUCACGAGAGGAUGUGCUGAAUCGUAUGAUCCUACUCAGCAAAGCUGCUGUCGAGAUUCCAUGGCAUGUCCCUUGCGGUGGCGUGUGCUACGGUGAUGGAAAUUUAGUAUUUAUUGCCAAUGAUUGGCACACAGCGUUGGUGCCGGUUUAUCUGCAGGCGUAUUAUCGAGACAAUGGUUACAUGGAAUAUACUCGAUCUGUGCUCGUCAUUCACAACAUGGCUCAUCAGGGCCGUGGACCACUAAAAGAUUACGGAAAAUUGGGCCUACCCGACCAUUACAUAAACAAGUUUCGACUUUAUGAUCCACAAGGAGGAGAACAUAACAACGUCUUCAUGGCAGGCCUCAUUACGGCACACCGCAUUGUAACUGUAAGCCAUGGCUAUGCAUGGGAAGUACAAACACAGGAGGGAGGCUGGGGAUUAGACGGAGUCAUUAGGGACCACAACUGGAAGUUAAGAGGUGUAGUGAAUGGUAUCGAUGACAAAGAGUGGAAUCCAGAGCUGGAUGUGCAUCUUCAGAGUGAUGGCUACACCAAUUAUAACAGCGCGACUUUAGACACUGGCAAAGCUGCAUGCAAGGCCGCCCUGCAAAGAGAGUUAGGUUUGCCAGAGCGAAGUGAUGUGCCAUUGCUCGGAUUCAUAGGGCGGCUUGAUUCCCAGAAAGGAAUAGAUAUAUUAGCCCAGGCCAUGCCAUGGCUGAUGUCCCAAGACAUACAAUUGGUAAUGCUCGGCACUGGCCGCAAAGAUUACGAAGACAUGUUGCAGCACUUUGAGAGUGCACACCGAGAUAAAGUGCGUGGGUGGGUAGGUUUCUCUGUAAAGACAGCCCAUCGGAUUACUGCCGGUGUUGAUAUUCUAUUAAUGCCCUCCAGGUUCGAGCCAUGUGGACUGAAUCAGCUGUACGCAAUGCGUUACGGUACGGUACCAGUUGUCCAUGCUGUUGGUGGACUGAAGGACACGGUGCAGUCGUUUAAUCCCUUCAACGAAACGGGACUUGGAUGGACCUUCGAGACUCUAAAUGCGGAUGCAUUUAUUCAUGCCCUUGGAAAUGCCAUGUGGACCUACCACGAUUUCAAGACCAGUUGGAGAGGCAUUCAACAACGAGGCAUGUCCCAGGACUUGAGCUGGGACCACGCAGCUCAGCAAUAUGAGGAAGUCCUUCUUGCAGCUAAGUACACUUGGUAACCAACGUCUUGCAUCAUCUCUGCAUUGUUAAUCCCAGCAUCAAUUCUUAUGAAUUUCCUCUAUAUAGUCCCUGGCAACCUUCUUCCUCGCACCAGAUCUCAAUCAAUUUUGGACCUGUGAAAUUGUACUUGCAAAUAUUGAUGAUCUAGUUCUGAAUUUCCACCUCAAUACCGAAUCAGUUUUUGAGAUGGUUUUCAAUCCGUGUAGAGUGGUGGAUAGACUUUGUAAUUCUUUCUGCUUUAGAGGUGCCUAUGCAUCUACCAGCGUCUACCACAGACGGCUCCUUCGUGCAUGAAACUACCCUUUUUGGUUCUGCAGCAUCCUUGAGCUGCAUUUCUGAAGGUGGGUACUUCGCUUAAGUCCGUUACUGGGAAGGAUCAAAUUGAGCUCACGACACUGUACUGUAGUAUGAUAACGAUGUGCUACUGAUUGAAAUUAGUAGAAGGAUAUACUACUUCAGAAUGGCCCGAGGAGGUGGCAUUUAGGCUUCUUGUUAUUACACACGUCUGAAAGUGCAUUCUUUUAACUUGUAAUGCGAUCUUUCAACUUUUUCGCAGCA